AUGCGUAUACAUACUGGAUUAAAACCAUUCCAGUGCACACAAUGCAAGGAGUGUUUUAUUUGGUCUAGCCAUCUAAAACAGCACAUGUUUACACAUACUGGUAUUCUAAAAAAUCAUAUUCUUACACAUACUGGGUUGAAGCCAUUUCAGUGCAAACAAUGUGAGAAAUGCUUCACUCAGUCUGGUAGUCUAAAAAAUCAUAUGCUUACACAUACUGGGUUGAAACCAUUUCAGUGCAAACAAUGCGAGAAAUGCUUCACUCGGUCUGGUUGUCUAAAAAAUCAUAUUCUUACACAUACUGGGUUGAAGCCAUUCCAGUGCACACAAUGCGAGAAGUGUUUUACUUGGUCUAGCCAUCUAAAACAGCAUAUGCGCACACAUACUGGGUUGAAGCCAUUCCAGUGCACACAAUGCGAGAAAUGCUUUACUACGUCUAGCCAUCUAGAACAGCACAUGCUUACACAUACGGGGUGGAAGCAAUUUCAGUGCAAACAAUGUGAGAAAUGCUUCACUCAGUCUAGUAUUCUAAAAAGUCAUAUGAUUACACAUACUGGGUUGACGCCAUUCCAGUGCACACGAUGCGAGAAAUGCUUUACUACGUCUAGCCAUCUAGAACAGCACAUGCUUACACAUACAGGGUUGAGGCCAUUUCAAUGCAAACAAUGUUACAAGGGUUUUACAUAUUCAAGCGUUCGAGAAGAACACAUGUGCACGCAAAUUGUUCAUUCCAUAAAGAACGCUGAUAAAUUGGGAAAUGAAUUAUUGGUUGUGUUAGAAUGUUUGAAAACUGGACAGAAGUAUAACACAAGUGACGAUAGUAAAGUUAGUCAUGGAACAGACUCAUUCAGAAUGUGCUUUCUUUCCAUAAUAGAAAGGACAUUAAAAAAACACGAGAUUAAGUUGAGCUAUAAAAUAGAUAAUGUAGACCAAAAACUUGCAAGACGUGGGGGCACAGAAACCUUCAGACAUGUGUUACUUUUCUAACUCAUUGUCAUGUAUGAAAAAUGUGACCUUCACAUCACGUUAUCAGAUUAUCGUACAAUGAUAUAGAUGUAUUAUCUCAAUAAACACAUGUAUUGUUUUGCUUUAAUUAUCUUAACUAAUUUACUUGUAUAGACAGGAUGAGGACAUUCUCAUCGGGUCACCAGCCAAUUGUGAUAUGUAAUAUUAUUAUCAUUUUUUAGUUAUAAAUUAUGUGCACAUUACUACUUUAUAGUAUUUUUUAAUUAAAUUUGA
This is a messenger RNA of Saccoglossus kowalevskii, 1236 nucleotides long. RefSeq names its product oocyte zinc finger protein XlCOF6-like. NCBI's taxonomy places the organism in Eukaryota, Metazoa, Hemichordata, Enteropneusta, Harrimaniidae. The record is from RefSeq and is a predicted model, not a curated record.